AUGGGAGAGAAGUGUUGCUACCCUUUCGGCGACCCCCAGCUCAUUGGCCUUGUGCUAGAUGUGACUGUUGCGUUACCACUUCAUCAACAGGGGCAGCAGCAAACCACUUCGCAGGUGGGUCUUCUCAGGGAUGACAGCUCCUCAGAAAAGGAACGUUCUCUAGGCCUGCUAGAGAGGAAGCCGAAUGAGACUGUUGCUCGCGAUUUGAACAUUUCAAGUGCUGAAGUGCAACGGAACCAGGGAAGUGAAGGCGAGGAGGGGAGCGUGAAGGAAAGUAGAGAAAGACCUCAGUGCAGUCACGGAUGCAAGAGAGAUUGGCUUGGCGACGGCUGGUGCGACAGCGCUUGCAACACGGAGGCAUGCGGCUUCGACGAAGGAGACUGUAUAGGUUGGUGUUCGGGUGAUUGCAAACCUUCGUGGGAAGGCGACGGCUAUUGUGAUGCAGCGUGCUAUGUAGCCGCAUGCAACUGGGAUCGAGGUGACUGCUCAGGAUGGAGGAAUCAGGGUGUGCAGCCAGUGGAACGCCGAGCACUGCAACAGAAGAUGAAGCAGCUUCAGCAGCACCGUCUCAAGCUGCCCGAAUGUAAGUGUGAGCGCAGGCUUCUUGUGAAUGGCUCAUGCACACCAGAGUGCAACGUUCCUGAGUGUCUUUUCGAUGGCGGCGAGUGCCUUGAUAUGUGCAACGCUAAGUGCUCAAAGUCCUGGUUGGGCGACGGAGACUGCGACCGCGAGUGCGACACCACCGAAUGCGGUUAUGACAAAGGCGACUGCGACAGCAUGACGAACGCUACUCUGCAAACGAUGCGUAAACAAAGUGGGACCGGAGAAGUAUGCGAUUCCACGUGCCGACUGUGGAUGAUUGGCAAUGGUGUGUGUGAUAAACAAUGCAAUAAUGUCGCAUGUGGGUAUGACAACGGAGACUGCGAUAAUAUCACUGCAGUUGUGGAAGUAGACUACUCCGUAAAGCCUGAGGGGGUGUACCAAUUUUGCGCCAAGGAGUGGAUAGGCGACGGGCACUGCGACGCUAACUGUUACAACAAGCCUAGCAGAUGGGAUGGAGGUGACUGUGAGGGGACAGAGUUCGAAAGGGAACAGGCAGCUAAGGGCGUCGGGCCUCAGUUUGAUCAGUAA
This is a messenger RNA of Eimeria mitis, 1131 nucleotides long. RefSeq names its product notch (DSL) domain-containing protein, putative. Gene Ontology annotation, cellular component: Golgi apparatus. Lineage: Eukaryota; Apicomplexa; Conoidasida; Eucoccidiorida; Eimeriidae. The coding region runs from base 1 to 1131 and encodes 376 amino acids. The transcript is spliced from 2 exons. The record is from RefSeq and is a predicted model, not a curated record.